Botrytis fragariae is the source of this 1056-nucleotide messenger RNA. RefSeq lists its product as uncharacterized. The transcript is spliced from 2 exons. The record is from RefSeq and is a predicted model, not a curated record. Lineage: Eukaryota; Fungi; Ascomycota; Leotiomycetes; Helotiales; Sclerotiniaceae. Gene Ontology annotation, molecular function: acyltransferase activity, transferring groups other than amino-acyl groups. Bases 1 to 1056 code for a protein of 351 amino acids.
AUGGGGUUCUUUUUGACUGAGGGAUUCCUGAGCGUGAACACCGUGCUGCCCCAAUGCACCCUACGAUUAGAAAGUCUGUUUACUGUUUCCCCUUCAUUUCUCUUCGCUAUGCUUCUAUCGUCUAUAAUAUCAAUUCAGCAACACAAUUAUCAGUCUACAGCUGUAACUUCUAGUAGCAACGCUCUCGAGAUGGAUCCUUCUCCUGCCCCGCAAAACCCGGAUUUCAUCUUAAACAUCAAUUCAGGCUUUCGCAACUUUGAUCCCACACGGAAUAGAGACCGCCGUUAUCUACCUUUUGAAAUUUCCUGCGAUAUGUCCGAUCAUAAUGGUAACAUCGGCAUCAUGGAGGGCCACCUAGUUAAUCGCGAACUUGCAGUACAAGCGGGGUUUGGAAGAACGAUGGAAGAAGUAGAUACUGAAUGCAGCUUAACAAUGGCGAGCAUGAUAUUUGAUGAAUAUGGUCAACUGCAACAAAAGUGGUUCUUAGGGACUCGUAAGGGAUCGGGCACUUGGGAUGCUCGUAUAAACAUUGGCAACUUUUUUAUGAUUGAUUCAGUGGAAGUUAGAGAACGAUAUCGUCGCAGAGGCUUUGCAAGAUAUUUGGUUUCUGAAUUGCUAUACCAGAUGAGAGCCUUCAGACUCAACGUCUCAUACGUUUUCACAUACGUAGGAGAACUCCAAGGAGCAGCGAGAAUAGAUGCGAUUGCAUUUUGGAGAGCAAUGGGUUUCAAAAGAAUUGGAUUGUCCCACGCAUUCUGUUUUGCAAUGUCAAUGGACGACAAAUCGAAGAUGCCCGACGCGGAAAUAGAGGACGCAGAAAGAGAUAUAUAUGAUUCCGAAGCUUCAUAUUCCACAGAACCUGAGUUUCCUUCAGCAGAGGAAAGUCUUGAAGAUGAAUCAUCGCCCCAGUCGCUUACAUCUGGAGAAUUGAACGAGCCGGACGAGCCCCAACUGCCACCCUCUGAUGACGACAAUGCAUCGGAAAAUUCCAACAGCCCAAGUCCACCCGUCGAUGAGGAGGCUCCAUUGGCGGAGUUCUUCAGCCCAAGUGAUUAA